AUGAAAGUGGACGUAACUGAUGAAGAGGCCGUCGAAGCUGCAAUGGCGGAGUCAACUAAAGUGCUUGGAUCGAUCGAUAUCCUCUUCUGCUUUGUCGGUGUUGUUGGCUGCGUAGAGUCGUUGAACAUGCCCAUCCCGGCUGCAGCUCGACGAAUGGUGAGCCAAGGGAAUGGUGGCUGUAUCACUUUCAUCGCCUCUAUAUCAGGGCACCGUGUGAAUUACCCUCAACCUCAAGCUGCGUACAACGUCAGCAAGGCUGCAGUGCUGAUGCUAAAGAGCUGCCUUGCUGCCGAGUGGGCUCGCUAUGGCAUUCGUACUAACAGUAUCAGCCCCGGAUACAUGGACACAAUUCUCAAUGAGGGCGAUGGAAUUGCCGAACACCGGAAGAUUUGGGCUGCACGGAACCCGACUGGCAGGAUGGGAACUCCAUCAGAGCUAACAGGAGCUGUGGUGCUUUUGGCAAGUGACGCGAGCACGUACAUUAAUGGUUCCGAUAUACUUGUCGACGGUGGAGGAGUUGUCUUUUGA
Talaromyces atroroseus is the source of this 528-nucleotide messenger RNA. RefSeq lists its product as hypothetical. The record is from RefSeq and is a predicted model, not a curated record. The coding region runs from base 1 to 528 and encodes 175 amino acids. NCBI's taxonomy places the organism in Eukaryota, Fungi, Ascomycota, Eurotiomycetes, Eurotiales, Trichocomaceae. Gene Ontology annotation, molecular function: oxidoreductase activity, acting on the CH-OH group of donors, NAD or NADP as acceptor. The transcript is spliced from 2 exons.